Calliphora vicina (urban bluebottle blowfly) is the source of this 1968-nucleotide messenger RNA. Its product is annotated as fatty acyl-CoA reductase wat. The coding region runs from base 1 to 1968 and encodes 655 amino acids. Lineage: Eukaryota; Metazoa; Arthropoda; Insecta; Diptera; Calliphoridae. Gene Ontology annotation, molecular function: alcohol-forming very long-chain fatty acyl-CoA reductase (NADP+) activity. The transcript has 11 exons. Gene Ontology annotation, biological process: long-chain fatty-acyl-CoA metabolic process. The record is from RefSeq and is a predicted model, not a curated record. Gene Ontology annotation, cellular component: peroxisome.
AUGAUUGAUUGGUUGGUUAAUACUUUGCUUAGCUGUUUGUGUGGCAGUGUAUCUCAUCUUUUAAUAGCCAGUCAAUUUAUAUUUUACUCGUGUAUACAUUUAGCUGAUGAGCUCUCCAACGAUAAAUUACAUCACAAAUCAUACUGUUCAGCGUCAUCGACAACCUCAUUGUCCGCACCUACGUUACCACAUAAAUUCUCUAUGGCCAACUCAAACGAAUAUGAAAUAUGUGCAGGUACAAGCUGUAGUGUUGUAAAUACGGUCGAUAGUAUGUGCAACCAAGAUAGCCAACAAAAUGUCAUUGGUGGUACAGCUGAUGUCAUCAGCAGCAGCAACAGAAACACACAUACGCAUACCAACAGCAAUGGACAGACUGUUGACAGUAAUGCCAUCAAACAUUCUAGCAACAAUAACUGCAUCAAUAUCAAUAGCAGCAACAGCAAUAGCAGCAGUAAAACUCCCAUCAAGGACUUUUACAAAGAUGCCACCGUACUCAUCACGGGUGGUACGGGUUUCGUGGGAAAAGUAUUAAUUCAAAAAUUAUUGCGUGCCUUUGAAGUGCGUAAAAUUUACAUGUUAAUACGUUGCAAGAACAACAUGUCGGUGGAGCAACGUUUGGAGCAGUACUUCAAUGAAUCGAUAUUUGAUACGUUACGUGCGGAAAAUACUCAACUGUUUUAUAAAGUUCACCCCAUACGUGCCAAUUUUAGUGCCAUCGAUCUGGAUAUUGCUUCUGCAGAUCGUGAGCUGUUGUGUAAUGAUGUUACUAUUGUUUUCAAUGUUGUUGCCUCUGUGAAGUUUAAUGAAAAAAUUGGUGAUGCCAUCGACAUCAAUGUACUGGGUACAAAGAAAAUAUUGGAUUUAGCCAUGGAAAUGAAAAACUUAAAGUCUUUUGUGCAUAUUUCCACUUUGUAUUGCAAUUGUAAUCUGCAAAAGAUACAAGAGAAAGUUUAUGAAAAUGAAAUUGGUUAUGAGAAAAUAAUGCAGAUUUUUCGCAUAUUUGAUGAUGAAACUUUGGAGAAAUUUAGACCCUGUUUAAUAGGUGAAAUGCCCAAUACCUACACCAUGACUAAAAAAUGUGCCGAGAAUCUGGUUAAUCAUAGGGCUUUCUAUUUACCGGCGGGCAUAUUUAGACCUCCUAUAGUUAUGUCUACUUACAAGGAUCCCAUACCGGGUUGGACGGAUAAUUUAUAUGGUCCAUCGGGUCUUUGUACAUGGUCGGCUCGUGGCUUAGUACGUUGUAUUUAUGGCAAUGCGAAGUGUAAAGCCAAUAUGGUGCCAGCUGAUUAUUGUGUAAAUGCCAUGAUAUCCAGUGCUUGGGAUGUUGCCAGGCGAUAUAAUAUCUCUGUUAAGGAAUCGAAAGUAAGGCAUGAAAUUCCGGUAUAUAAUUAUAUAUUUGAUAAAAAUAAUUUAACCUGGGGCCAGUAUAUGCAUUUGUCGCGCAAAGGUUUUCACGAGCCCUUCGAUAAGGCAUUGUGGUGCUUUUCGUACAUAAUAAUACCAUGGAAGCCAUUACAUUAUGCCGCCUCCAUCUUUCUACAUCAUAUUCCGGCUUAUGUACUAGAUUUAAUUGCCAUGGCUACCGGACAGAAAUGCAUUUACAUUAAAGCUUAUUCAAAGAUUACAAAAAUCAUUUACAUGAUGUCCUGGUUUGGUCUCAAAGAGUGGAUGUUUUCCAAUCAAAAUAUCGCUGAAUUGGAUGCAUUGAUGACAGCCGAAGAAAAGAAAGUUUUACAAUUCAAUACCAACACGAUUAAUUGGAAUGAGUAUUUUCGUUCGUAUUUAAGCGGCAUACGCAAGUAUUUCUUCAAGGAUACCGAAACUGAUUUGCGUAAAAGGAAAACUUUUUAUCGAAGAUGGCUUUUCGUACACAACCUGUUAAAGACUUCAUUUGGUGUUACUCUCAUUAUGUGCCUUCUAAGGAUUUAUUACAAACUUUUCAAAAUCAUACCAAAAAUUACAUUGUAA